Molecule: messenger RNA, 2806 nt
Organism: Sphaerodactylus townsendi
Lineage: Eukaryota; Metazoa; Chordata; Lepidosauria; Squamata; Sphaerodactylidae
Gene: PPP1CB
Product: protein phosphatase 1 catalytic subunit beta
Exons: 8
Coding region: 236-1219 (327 amino acids)
Biological process (GO): circadian regulation of gene expression; regulation of circadian rhythm
Cellular component (GO): nucleus; cytoplasm
Molecular function (GO): protein serine/threonine phosphatase activity
Source: RefSeq, a predicted model, not a curated record
GGUUGGCAGCGACGGCGGCUUAGCACAGCUGGGAAGUGUGUGGGGAAGCGACGCUGACCGCGUUGGGCACUUUCAGGUGCCGGGCGCGGCCGAGCCGGAGUUGCCGGGGGUCUUUUGGGGGGGAGGGUGAGCUGUUGCUUUACGUGCUUCUGCUGCCUCCUCCUCCUGCUCUUCUUCAGUGAAGCGCGCUCUUCUCUUUCUGUCCCCGCCCGGGACCGAGUCCAUUGGCUUCAAAAUGGCGGACGGGGAGCUGAAUGUGGACAGUCUCAUCACCAGGCUGCUGGAAGUGCGAGGAUGUCGUCCUGGCAAGAUUGUGCAGAUGACAGAAGCUGAAGUACGUGGCUUGUGUAUAAAAUCACGAGAAAUCUUCCUUAGCCAGCCCAUUCUUCUGGAAUUAGAAGCACCACUGAAGAUCUGUGGUGACAUUCACGGUCAAUAUACAGAUUUACUUCGAUUGUUUGAGUAUGGGGGAUUUCCACCUGAAGCCAAUUAUCUUUUUCUGGGGGAUUAUGUGGACAGAGGCAAACAGUCCUUGGAAACCAUCUGCUUAUUACUUGCGUAUAAAAUCAAAUAUCCGGAGAAUUUUUUCCUCUUGAGAGGAAACCAUGAGUGUGCUAGUAUUAAUCGCAUUUAUGGAUUCUAUGAUGAGUGUAAACGGCGAUUUAAUAUCAAGCUUUGGAAGACAUUUACAGACUGCUUUAAUUGUCUGCCUAUUGCAGCUAUUGUAGAUGAGAAGAUUUUCUGCUGUCAUGGAGGGCUGUCUCCAGAUCUUCAGUCAAUGGAACAGAUUCGAAGAAUUAUGAGACCUACAGAUGUUCCUGACACAGGCUUGCUGUGUGACCUACUGUGGUCUGAUCCAGACAAGGAUGUGCAGGGAUGGGGCGAAAAUGAUCGUGGAGUCUCCUUCACUUUCGGAGCAGAUGUGGUCAGCAAAUUUUUGAAUCGUCAUGAUUUGGACUUGAUUUGUCGAGCUCAUCAGGUGGUUGAAGAUGGCUAUGAAUUCUUCGCUAAACGACAGCUUGUUACCUUAUUUUCUGCUCCUAAUUAUUGUGGAGAGUUUGAUAACGCUGGUGGGAUGAUGAGUGUGGAUGAAACGUUGAUGUGUUCUUUUCAGAUUCUGAAACCAUCUGAAAAGAAAGCAAAGUACCAGUAUGGUGGAUUGAAUUCUGGACGUCCAGUCACUCCACCUCGCACAGCUAAUCCACCGAAGAAGAGGUGAAGAAAGGAACACAUUAGAACAACCAUCAGAUCUAUAAAGGACAAAACUCCAUAUAUACAGUAUAUAAUAAGUGUGCACUGUAAAACCAUCCAGCCAUUUGACACCCUUUAUGAUGUCACAUCUUUAACUUAAAGAGACGGGUAAAGGAUCUUUAAUAUUUUCUAGUUGACUGAUGUGCAACACUGUAUUGUAACAAGUAUACUCCAAUAACCAACAUAGAGUAAAUUCAGAUCUAAACAAAUUCUUUUGGUUGCAUAAUUCACAUCAGUUUUAAAGUUGACCAACGUCCCAAUUUAAGCUUGAUGUAAUAGCUAAACCAGAUGAGAGCAUGAUGUUUCAUUUGUGUAAUGUGGUCUUACUGUUGCUUGACUGCUUUUAUUUCUAUUAUUUUGUAGGUAGAAUGAUGGCAAAGUAUCUAGCAAUGUUCCCUGACUGAAAAUGAAUUGUGGAAGGGAUUUUUUAAAGGCAGCUGCCACUGUUCUCCCUCUUUCAGUGCUCCUGCUAACUUAAUAUGUGCCCCUCUGACAGGAGUAUCACAUGUAAAGGUAAAACACAUCCAAGCUAGUUCACUUGAAUAGAGCUCCCUGCUUGGAAAACCCAGCAGUCAAUAUUUUCUGAAGAACCAAACUUGCAUUUUAUCAUAGAUUUCCACAGAAUGACUUUGUGCACUGCACCAUUUUAAAUUAACACUCAUGAUGGCACUUCAUUUUACUAAAAUAGGGCAAGAAUGGUAUUAUUAGUUGGUAACUUGAUCAAGUGGUACCUUGCAUUAGAUUUUAUUAGCAUGAAACACCUUUUUGGCAUGCUUAGCUUCCUGGUAAUGCCAUACUUGCAUUAAAUUGCAUCUUGCAUAGCUCACCGAACAUGAAGAUCCUCCUUUUACAAGCCUUGAAAAGCUAGCCCUUUUCUCUCCCCCACACUUUUCCACGCCCUUCAGGAGGAUGUAUUUGAUAGGAUGUUGAUCAGUGAGCAGUAGGUUAACUAUGGCUAGUGGUGGUUGGACUGUCUAAUAUUGCCAUGUGAAUGUUCUACAUGAUUGUAAGGCUUAUGUCACUAAAGAGUAUAUCUCUGGAUUUUCAUGAUCAAAGUUCAUAUAUUUCUGUAUAGAUUUCUGCUUUGUAGUGUACUAUAGUAGCAAUAAUUUCUGUACAUGAUCAAGAGUUGAUGCAGUAUUUCUUUUCUUGUUUUCCUUUCUUAAAGGGUUCGUAUUGAAAAAAUGGCAAAGUGGUAAAGUAAAUGUCCACAGAUUGUAGGAGGAUAAAAAUGGAAAGACAGAUUGGAUAAGAAAACAAAUUUUGUUGAACACACACAAAUUUAUAUGAUUUAGGGAGAAGCUGCUGAUUUAUACCAUUCUAAAUGUGCAACAAUAAAUGUAAAACUCCUUAAUAUUGUCUUCAUAAAUGAUAAGUUGAGGAUUGUGAUAACUUGCAUUUUAUGAACUGGCACAUAUUAUGCAAGGGUGGUUUCUGGCAAAGUGAGAAGUUCUUUAAAAUGGAUUUAAGUCUCUUUUCUAAUUCCAUUUUGUUUUAAAUGCAUAUAUUAAAUGUAGGUUUUUUUCAUUUAGUAAAGUUGUUUAAUUGAUUUGAA